AUGACGGUUGAAAAGGUUCUUAAGUUCUCUGUUUAUGGCCUUUUAACUGAUAGAGCACAGGACAAAGAUCUAUACGUCUUAAUAACCAUAAUCUGGAGGCACAAGACGAGUUCUCCAAAACAAACAGAAAUCAAGCUUGCAGACGGCAAAAUUUGGACUGCCAAGGUUGAAGUAUUAAAGGAUUCUGACACAGAAUCCUUCUACCUGGGUUACGAAGACCUGUUGAAGGCUGGCCUGGAAGAGCCGGGCCGGCCGGUCAGCAGCCCUGAACUCGUCCAUCGGGCUCUCAAGAAGAUCCGACCUGAUUCACCUGACGUCACCAGGGCCGCAAAGCGGGUCGAAUUGGCCAAAAAGAAUCUACGAAAAAUCCACGAAGUUGAAGAAAAGUGUAUUGAAAGUGAAAAAAGUUAUUUAUGUGAAGUGCACAAAUCCAGGAAAUCAAAUGAAACAUUGAAAAAUUCUCCGAAAGGUUCUCCAAUCAAUGGAAAGUGUAUUAAAGAAGGAAGGGUUGAAGGAGAAGGAGGAGAAGGAGGAGAAGAAGGAGGAAGACCCCGGGAGAAUGAAUUAGAACCAGGGAAUAGAAGGGAAAGCCUGGGGGCAAUUUGCAAGACACAGAAAAGGUAUGUUCAUUGAUAAUGAUAUUUUC
This is a messenger RNA of Eurytemora carolleeae, 646 nucleotides long. RefSeq lists its product as uncharacterized. The transcript is spliced from 5 exons. Lineage: Eukaryota; Metazoa; Arthropoda; Copepoda; Calanoida; Temoridae. The record is from RefSeq and is a predicted model, not a curated record. Bases 1 to 633 code for a protein of 210 amino acids.